GGAGCCCAUCGAACGUUGUGCUUUGUGUGUGUGUGUGUUCGUGUAAUACGUCGUACGCAUGCAAGGGUCGCAUACAUAACCGGAAAAGUGCUCGCCAACUACUCUACAUUUCAAACUUGGAGCAUUCGGCGACAUGGAUUCGAUGCUAAACCUAGUGGGCCAUAAAGUAACUUUAAAAACCACCGAUAAUUUGAUUGUGAGUGGAUUUAUACAAUCUCUGGACAAACAAAAUCAUAAGAUUACACUUCGUGGAGUUACAGACAUCGUAAGUGGCGAGUUCAUUCAAGGACUUCAAAAUUUUUAUCGUCAAGAUAUUUUGGAAUUGGAAGUGCACGAAGAAAAAAAAAAGAACUUGAUUCAGCAAGCAAACAAUGCAAAGGACAAAAAAGACACGAAGUCAAUCAUCAGUGGCUGCAAAGGCCAGCCAAAACACCUGAAGAACUUGGGGUUUCUGCAUCCAAGAGAACUCCUGUUGCAAGCACAGUGCCAGAAAGCAGAAAUAGAGGAGGACAAAAAGUCUGGAGGAGCCAGCAGAGAAUGCCAGCUGCCUGAAAACUGUACUCUGGUAGACGACUGCCAUAGUCAGCUGUUCAAAGACACUGUUGACUACUUAUCCAAGCAAGCUGUAAUUGCAGUGAGCUUUGAGGGUGUUUCCAUGGGUCGUUCUGGAAAGCUCUGCUGGCUUUUGAUGGCUUCCAGAGAUGAAAUUGUGUUUUUUGACAUUCUGAGCAUGGGUAAGGAGGCUAUAAGUGCUGGAAUUGGAGACUUGUUGGAGUCAUCUUUGGUUUUAAAGGUUAUUCAUGACUGCAGACUUCCAUCAGAUCUGCUUUAUCAUCAGUACAACAUUAAGCUUAACAAUGUAUUUGAUACACAGGUAGCCAGUGCCUUCGUGUACAGACUGCAGAAUGGAGGAGAUUUUCCACGCUAUGUGGAGAGUCUGGGCCAGUGCCUUCUUUAUUAUCUGAAACUAAAGAAGGCUGACAUCCAUAUCAUGCUUGUGCGCAGGCAUUGCCAGGAGGAAGACGAGAAAGUUUGGAUGCUUCGUCCUGUACCUGCCAAUGUGAGCGAUGCCGCAAAAAAGCAUGUUUGUCACUUGUUGACUCUGCGUCUUGUGCUGAUGGAAGAAAUGAUGACUGAAUUCAUCAUUGGUGUGGAGGUUUUUCUGGGCAAUGUCAGAGAUGCCAGUGAAUCAGAAGCCAGAAUUUUGCAGCAAGCAAGACACAGGCUUCCUGCACAAUUUAGCCACCUGUCAGAUCUCAAAGACAUGAAUGGGAGAUGGUCAAGAAAAAGCCCUAAAAACCGCAAAGGCAAUAUAUUAUCUAAUUACAAAGAUGCAAAUGGCUUUCAAGAAAACUGCGUGGGAGUGAUUCAUCCAUUAGUUAGAGGUUCCCACGAUUCUGUGUGGCACAAAGCCGAAGAUGCAGAUCAUGGUCUGCUUUCAACAUCUGCACACAAUCAGUCUUCCUGCACGUUCCAAGGGCCAAAAGGUGACUCCUCCACUUCCCAUAAAAGAAACAGAUCUGAAUUGUCAAGUCCAAGGCAGGUGCAUGACAACACAGUGCUAACAAAGGAUGUUGUGAUGCAGUUAAACAGCGACAAUGAAGACAGAGGCAGUAGGAAGAGUGACUCUAAUGGUACACACAGUAACUGCAGAGACAGGUAUAAUGGUAUGACUGAUUCAAAUAAACAAAAAGAAGUUUGUACCCACAGUGCAAUUAUUUGUGGAGGUACAAAUGCCAAGACAACUUUGCAGGAAAUGAUUCCUGAGGAGCAAGCAGAAAAACAAGCAAAAUCUAAAGGUCUCGAAAUUAUUAAAAAUUACAUGAGGUCGCGUGCUGGCAAUUUAUGCAGGGAUGAAAAAAUACAGACAGUGAAUAUUGUCAUGAAGCCAGAAGGUUUCUUGCAUGAGAGAUCAUCUCGGUACAAGCAUUAUCCUGUAAAAGAAGAUCUUCAGAAAAUGAGUAGUGAUGAUUCUGAAGGAGAAUGUUUAGAAAGGAGUGAUGCAGAGUGUGAGGAAGAUAGCUUUGAUGCUAUUCCAUCACAGGUAAAACUUGAGCAGAAGAGUAGAACUAGUGGUGUGAUUGGUCAUCAACUUACAAACUACAUGUUGGGUGAUGAUCUAGUCCCUGAGGGAGGAUUCAACACUGCGAUCUUUCACGAUAUGACCACAGAUGUUGAAAGAUACAAGUGACUAUCCACCAACAUCUCUGGUUGAAAUUCUUCCUACAGCUAAAGGGGAUCCAGAACUUGGGAGUGGAACAAGACCUUGGCACAGACCCUCGGUAGGAAGACUUUCAUCUGAAGCCCAGAAAGCAGAUUCUAUGGUUUCAGAGGUGAAUGGCUUUAAGGGCAUGUCUCCUGUGGGGAGACAAGGCUAUAAUAGUGCAGUGAGGGACUGGUUUUAGAUCAUUCUCUUACAAAUCCUCUUGAACAUACGUUCAGAGGUGAAACAAAACUUAAGCUUGGUGAAGAACACAUUGAACCUACAAAAUACAGGCAGUCCUCGGGUUAAGUCAGACCCAAGUUACGAUGUUUCAUUGUUACGACACAUCUCUCAUUUACUUGUAUAAAACCUUGUUUCGACUUAAGUAGUUUAACGUUGUAACGCAAACUUCGUGUUUUAUUUCAUUAUUGAACAUAUUUUAUCUGUUUUUUGAUAAUUUUGAUAAUUACCAUGUUAGGAUAGGUGUUAGGAUAGGAUAAGUGCUUACAAUAUGUUAUUUACAUACAGUAUGUACGUAUGUUCCGACUUACAGCGAAAUUUGGUUUACGAUGUGACAUAGGAACAGAUCAACAUGGUAAGUCGAGCACUGCCUGUACAUAGCAGAAUUUCAGGUUAUUAUGGAUGGCACUAUAGGCAGGAAAAGACAUUGUGACAAAAAUUGCUGAAUUGUCCAAAAAUGUUUUUAAAUUUUUUUUUUAUUUUAGUGGUAUUGAAGAUAAAAGCAUUAAAAAUUUUUUAUUUUAGGGUUAAGAUAGUGUUGUUUCCAGUAAAAUAUUUUAGUUGUAAAAAUAAUUAAAAAAAAACCUUUUUAGGAUUAUCAGUUUAUUUCUUGAGUUGCUGAGGUUUAAAGAUUGACAGUUUUAGAGAAUGUUGAUGUAUCUGUUCACAAUGUUGACAAAAAUUUCAUCAUUUUUAAAUGGAAAGUUACAUGCUUCUCAGAUGAUAAUUAUAAUGUCACAAAUAGAAAUUGUAUAAAAGUCUCAAAUUUUGUGUGUUUUUUUUUUAACUCUAGUGAUCAGCUAAUGUAGCCAAUUAAAUUUUAAACACUUCAUUCUGUUACAUUGAUCCUUGCAUAUUUAAAUGCCAAUUACAGUUAAGUCUGGAUUAUUUGCUGCUAACCCUCAAGCUGGAUUUGCAGCUAUUUUCAAAAAUUUUGUUCUAGAUAACUACUGUUCUGUUAAGGAACUGAUACAUUUAGAAGCAGAAAAAAAUCUCUCUUAAGAGAACAUACAUUGAAUUUUAUCUUUGGAUGAUGUUAUGCUUGAAAUAAAGAGCUAUGAUCUGUUAGUUCAAAACCA
Messenger RNA from Pomacea canaliculata, 3522 nucleotides. Its product is annotated as piRNA biogenesis protein EXD1-like. The transcript is spliced from 13 exons. The coding region runs from base 134 to 2191 and encodes 685 amino acids. NCBI's taxonomy places the organism in Eukaryota, Metazoa, Mollusca, Gastropoda, Architaenioglossa, Ampullariidae. Gene Ontology annotation, molecular function: 3'-5' exonuclease activity; nucleic acid binding. Gene Ontology annotation, biological process: nucleobase-containing compound metabolic process. The record is from RefSeq and is a predicted model, not a curated record.